Messenger RNA from Ostrea edulis (European flat oyster), 2597 nucleotides. RefSeq lists its product as uncharacterized. The record is from RefSeq and is a predicted model, not a curated record. The coding region runs from base 1 to 2295 and encodes 764 amino acids. The transcript has 18 exons. NCBI's taxonomy places the organism in Eukaryota, Metazoa, Mollusca, Bivalvia, Ostreida, Ostreidae.
AUGUUUUCUACAAAAGACAUCUUUUUAAAGUUAGCGGUAGUUUUCAGGCUUUUGGGGAGUACUUUAACUUUACUCGCGGAACUGUCCGACUUUGGUGCUGUUUUAUUGGAUCCGCCUGGACGUGGGUCUCUAUGGAGACACAACAUCUCUGGGGCACCUGUUAAUUUCCUAGAUCAUCAACUGAACUGUGGAGGGGUGAAGACUCAAUGGAAAAAUAACAAUGGAAAAUGUGGAUUAUGUGGAGAUCCGUGGAGUGAUCCACGUGACCACGAACUUGGAGGAAAAUAUUUCACUAAUCACAUAUCAUCUUCAUAUAAAAGAAAUUCUGUAAUAGACUUAACAGUUAAUAUGAACAAAAAUUCUUUAGGAUGGAUGGAGUUUAGAAUUCAUCCAUAUAAUAAAGACAUUGCACAAGAAGAUUUAAAUAGUUAUUUACUUGAAAUUGGUGGUACUCGAACAACACGAUACCGAGUGAAUAGAUCGGGAUAUCACGUGAUACCCGUGAAACUGCCGGAAAAUUUGGAAUGUGAUCGAUGUUUACUUCAAUGGAAAUAUCAUACAGGUUCUCUGUGGGGUUGUGCAGAGAGUAAUCGGACGGAAUGUUGCUAUGGCUGCGGGCAGGAACAGGAAGAGUUCUACAAUUGCGCAGACGUAUCUGUCACACCGGCUACGGGAAAGAAAGAUGAACAAUUCAAGAAACGACAGCAGUACGAAGAACUAAAGUUCAGAAGGUAUCAGAGAAUUCCAUCAGCAUCCAGGAGUGCUUACCUGAGAUGGUGGUGUCUGACUCAGUGUGAAGGGGAGGAGUGUAGUACAGCACCGUGCUCUAGAAUUUCCCGACAGCGCAGAUCUACUAGUAAUUGUUUCGCUGCUGGAGCGUGGAGAGGGUUACCCAACAUGAACACAUGGUGUCAGAACAACUGUGGCAUUGGUUACUGUCCCGCCUCUCACUGCCAGUGUCAAGAUCUGAUCCCCGCUACAGUUACAACCAGCAGAACUACGCCCCCAACGACACCAGCUUCAACAACAACGUUAGCGACUGACCUCACAUCGACGCAUGCGCAUACCACAACAACCAAUAUGUCACAUGAUGAAAAUGCCCCUGGUAUCGUUCGUGUGCUCGUCAGCAAAGGUUGUGAAUACUGCAGGGAGAGAAAGGAAGGAAACUGUGCUGAUCUUUACUGUCCCGGAUACAACGCCGUAAACGUAGAAAUCACAGGAACGUUGACCCAGAAAAUAAGAGAUCUUUCUAGUUAUUUCUGUACAACCUGCGACAGCAACGAUUCUAUAUGUCAGAAGUUGUUCUGUUCUUCUGAGAAUAUGAUGAUAAGUCUCGGACUUCACACAAAAUGUCGGAUAUGUCAACUAACCGGAAGUUGUCAAGAAUAUCCAGAGUGUGAUCAGAUCAACCGAGUAGACACCACCUCUAGUACUGUCACCACACGGCUCACCACCACAACUGUACCCACGAAGAGGAAAUGCCUUGCCAUUAAUUAUUACGCCCAGAUUAUUGGGAUGAAUCAGUGGUGCGAGGAUAACUGCGGAUCAUCAACUGAUGGCAGCUGUUACCCGGAUGUUUGUCGAUGUUCAGAUCCCUCCAUGCCGCUGAUUCAGAAGUUGGACACAGGCGACAUCACUACCUGCAAGGCCAUAGGCGUAGUGGCCAAUAUUCCAGGAAUGGACAAAUGGUGCAUGGACAACUGCCCUAAUAACUGUCCAGAGACGUAUUGUUCAUGUUCUGUACAACCUGUUACACAAGCAACCACAACCACAACAGAAAAAACUACAACAUCCUCAACCACAACAGAAAAGACAACAUCCCCUACCACAACAGAAAAGACAACAACAUCCUCAACCAUAGGUCCUCUAACGGCGUCUUCUGAGACAACAAUGAGGACAACUACCUUGGCAGAUAUUGUUUCCGGGACAACAACAGUAGCAGGUGUUACUACACUCCCUCCAGAAACGACUGCAACUUCUAAAGGUGUUGACUACUACUCUAUAAACGCCAUGAAUGGCAUUCUGUGUAACAUAUGUCGGAGCGACCCCACCCACUACAGAAGUUGUUCGGACUUCUUCUGUGCGAGAUUCGAUGAAAAUGUUGGUGAACCUCAGGAUAGACUUGAACGAGCACUGAGCUACUCACCAGAACUUUUCUGUGGUAUCAAGAACAAAGACGCCAUAUUCUGUGAGCCCGCCCCUAUGAUCCGCCCCUUUAUACAGAGCUGCAUGUGUUCUGUUUGUAUUUCCCUGACUCCGGACCAGAACUGUCACACUUACUGUAGAAGUUCUUGAAUGACGAGAAUACUUAAAGAAUCGGUUACAGAUCAAGAGAAAUCCAAAUUGAGAAAACUGUUUUACGGGUACAUUCAACCAGUAUUACUGUAUGUGGGCUUCCAGUGUGAAAUUGAUUUAUUAUAGAUAGGUAUUGUUCUUCGUCUGGAAAAUAAAAAUGAUAGUUUUAUAUAAAACUUACCAUGGGACAAACACUUACAGAUGAAUGUACUAAAUCAAAAUUGCAUGAUGCAGAUAUAUUACAAUUUUAUCAUUCUUUGUACAGUAUUUGUUUGAUGAAUAAAAACGUCACAGAUGAAAUU